Messenger RNA from Alosa alosa (allis shad), 579 nucleotides. RefSeq names its product C-X-C motif chemokine 11-6-like. Bases 28 to 318 code for a protein of 96 amino acids. NCBI's taxonomy places the organism in Eukaryota, Metazoa, Chordata, Actinopteri, Clupeiformes, Clupeidae. The record is from RefSeq and is a predicted model, not a curated record. Gene Ontology annotation, biological process: inflammatory response; chemokine-mediated signaling pathway; cellular response to lipopolysaccharide. Gene Ontology annotation, molecular function: CXCR chemokine receptor binding; chemokine activity. The transcript is spliced from 4 exons. Gene Ontology annotation, cellular component: extracellular region.
CAAGCAGAUCAUCACCCAUUUACAAUAAUGAAGUCAGCAGCUCUCCUCGCUCUUCUGGCCAUCCUCCUCUUUGGAGACGUGAGAGGGCAACUUUCUCUGGGAAGAUGCAAGUGCCAGGAUGCAGGGGUCAGAGCCGUCCGCCCAAACCGCAUUGAGAGGCUAGAGGUGUUACCUCCUUCCCCUUCAUGCCCCAAUCUGGAAAUCAUUGUCACUCUCAAGGAUAAUGGAGGACAAAAGUGUCUGAAUCCAAACAGCUCUUUUUCCAAGAAUUACGUCAAGAGAGCCAUCAAAAAGAGGAGUGCAGAGAUCCGUGCCUGAGAUGGUGGACUCCACUAUCCUGAGUCAGGACCUCACCAGACUACCAGCUCUAUAAUGCAGUAUGACCUGCAAAAGGCAGCUAUUAAAUCAGUUUCAGAGUGCUUCAGAACAAGACAAGACAAGAUGUAGCAUGUUGCUAACAUUAGAUAAACGACAACAUUUAGCAUAUUAUUUUAUUCACGUAUUUAAAUUAAUGUUAUUUGUCAAAUCUAUGUUGUUAAUUCUAUGUUGUUAAUUUCACUAGAGUUGUUCAUAUAAAUA